AUGUUGACCAGCUUCACCCCCACCCUCCUCCCCCUCCCCUCCAUCCGUCUCGGCCGUCUCCUCACUAACCGCAGCUCCCCGCACGAGCGCUACCAUGACCCUCCAGACAUCCCCGAACCCUUCAUCUCCCCGCAAAAGAACUACCGUGCUUUUGCCUCCUCCUCGAGCACUCUCACGCUGCGCACACGCCUCGCAAAGAUGCUUGGGGCUCGCUACCACCGCACCCAGACAGAGAGUAUCGACCUGUCUGCCACGCAGGCAUACACGUACUACAUGGACAACAGCGACAGCUGGUUUUCAAAGGCAUGUGGUGAUAGCGAAGUGAGGGCGUUUCUACAGGAGGCGGUCGAGCACGGGGACAGCGUAUAUUUGGUGGUUGGGUAUCAUACUGUCGUUGAUGCGGUUGUGGCGGUGAAUGGGGGUGGGGGCGGGGAAGUACGGGGGUCGGCGACGGAUGGAGAGACGAUAUUGGGGGUGGAGGCGGGGUAUGAAGGGGAUACGGUGCAGCGGAGUGGGUGGGAUGCUGAGGGAGAACAGGUGUAUGCGGUACAAUACCGGAAGGUGAAGUUUAGGAUGUUUUCGAGUAAGAAGGGGGUACUAGGGGAGAAUCGGUGGAGGAUGUAUAUAAAGAGAGGAAGGAAAGAUGUGGAGGAUAGCAUCGAGGCGGGCUUGGAGGAGAAGGAGGGUGAGGGCGAAGGGGAAAGGGAAGGUGAGGUGGAAGGCGAGGUGUGGCUCGGGGAGGAUGGAGAGUGUUUGGCGGUUUUGUAG
Morchella importuna is the source of this 768-nucleotide messenger RNA. RefSeq lists its product as uncharacterized. Bases 1 to 768 code for a protein of 255 amino acids. Lineage: Eukaryota; Fungi; Ascomycota; Pezizomycetes; Pezizales; Morchellaceae. The record is from RefSeq and is a predicted model, not a curated record. The transcript has a single exon.